Neltuma alba is the source of this 1866-nucleotide messenger RNA. RefSeq names its product cytochrome P450 78A5-like. The coding region runs from base 85 to 1644 and encodes 519 amino acids. Gene Ontology annotation, molecular function: monooxygenase activity; oxidoreductase activity, acting on paired donors, with incorporation or reduction of molecular oxygen; iron ion binding. The transcript has 2 exons. The record is from RefSeq and is a predicted model, not a curated record. NCBI's taxonomy places the organism in Eukaryota, Viridiplantae, Streptophyta, Magnoliopsida, Fabales, Fabaceae.
CCAUAGUUUCAUGAGCUAUUCAAUAGUCAUAUAACACUCCCACUUCUCUUCUUAACUCUCUCCAAUCUCAAGUCUCUCCCAAACAUGAAGCUUAUCCCGGUACUAUUCCUAUUCCUAGUACUUGGUCUGGAAAUAACUUCCCAAAUUAUCCUUUCUUCUUCUUCUUGGCCUCUUUCUCUUUUCCUCUCUAUAUUUGCUAUCUCCCUCAACUAUUGGUUCGUCCCAGGGGGUUUUGCAUGGAGAAAUUACGGUUAUGGUAACAAUAUCAAUGUCUCUGGCCCAAUGGGCUGGCCCAUAUUGGGGUCUUUGCCUCAAAUGGGCUCUCUAGCCCACCGUAAACUUGCUACAAUGGCUGCUUCGCUAAAUGCAAAACGGCUCAUGGUGAUUAGCUUAGGAGCCAACCCAGUCAUCAUUGCAAGCCAUCCGGAGACAGCUCAAGAAAUCCUAUGUAGCUUGGCGUUCUCAGACCGACCUAUCAAAGAAUCGGCUCGCCUGCUCAUGUUCGAGCGUGCCAUUGGAUUUGCUCCAAAUGGUGAGUAUUGGCGCCAACUUCGUAAGAUCACAGCGGUCCAUUUGUUCUGUCCGAAGAGAAUCUCAGGGCAGGAAGGAAUCCGGCGACAAGUGGUGGAGGAAAUGAUGAAAAAAGUGUGGAAAGAAAUGGAAGAGAAAGGGGUGGUGCAAGUGAGGGAAAUAUUCCAAGAAGGGUCACUUGGGAAUAUAUUGGAGGGCGUCUUUGGUAAUUGCACGAGUUCAAAGAGAGAGGAGCUAGGCCAUAUGGUUAAGGAAGGGUAUGAACUAAUUGUCCAGUUCAAUUGGGAAGACUAUUUUCCAUUUAAAUUUAUGGACUUUGGUAGAGUGAAAAGAAAGUGCCAAAAGUUGGCAGGUAAGGUUACUCGGGUUGUGGGUCAAAUGGUAGAAGAACGAAAAACAAGUGCAAAAUUGAAUGGAGAAGAAGAUAAUGAUUUUCUCGGAGCUCUCUUGUCUUUGCCCAAAGAGGAGAGGCUAAGUGAUUCAGAUAUAGUAGCUAUUUUGUGGGAAAUGAUGUUUCGAGGAACAGACACAAUUGCGAUCCUUCUUGAGUGGAUUAUGACUAGGAUGGUUUUACACCAAGAUAUCCAAACAAAAGCCCGUCAAGAAAUUGAUGAGCGUGUUGGGCAACGCAAUCGUGUGCGAGAUAUUGACAUCUCAAACCUUCCCUACCUCCAAUCCAUUGUGAAGGAAGUUCUCAGGCUUCACCCACCGGGCCCACUUCUCUCGUGGGCGCGGCUUGCUGUCCACGAUGUUCAUAUCGGCAAGUUCCACGUGCCAGCCGGCACCACGGCAAUGGUUAACAUGUGGGCCAUAACACAUGACCCGUGUGUUUGGGAGGACCCGUGGGUCUUUAAACCCGAACGGUUCACGAAAGAUGACGUGUCCAUCAUGGGCUCGAACUUAAGGCUCGCACCAUUUGGUGCCGGGAGACGGGUUUGCCCAGGAAGAGCACUAGGCCUAGCCACGGUUCAUCUCUGGCUCGCACAGCUUCUUCAUCAGUUCGUGUGGCUUUCAAUAGAACCUGUGGAUCUUUCAGAAUGUCUCAAGCUUUCACUUGAACUGAAGAAACCUCUCAAGUGCAAACUUGUUCCUAGAUUCAACGCUACUUCCUAAGCUGCCUGAACUUAUUAUAUGAAUUGUUUAAUGAAGAGUAUGUUCACCCACAAUAAAAAUAACGUAUGUUCAAUCCUUUUAUAUAGUAGUAAUUAAAUAUAAAAUGCAUAUCAAGUCUCUUUAUUUAUGAGUUUCGAAGAGUGAGUCAUUCUAGUACUCCUGUAAUAUAUGAGACUCACAUAAUUUGGUGCAUGAGACUUGUGUUGAUAUUCUCCAUAAAAA